Molecule: messenger RNA, 2396 nt
Organism: Rana temporaria (common frog)
Lineage: Eukaryota; Metazoa; Chordata; Amphibia; Anura; Ranidae
Product: schwannomin-interacting protein 1
Exons: 11
Coding region: 211-1797 (528 amino acids)
Biological process (GO): positive regulation of hippo signaling
Cellular component (GO): plasma membrane; cell junction
Source: RefSeq, a predicted model, not a curated record
ACUCAGUGCUGAAUAAGGAGGGUGCCAGGAGGGUCUUGUGUGGCUGUCUAUGGGAUCUUUGAUGCCUUGAAUGUGCACAAGUCAAAGAACUGCUAUCUCCAUUUCAUCUCCUUCUCAGCAGCAGUCAAAUCCAGUCCAGUGGUCCAGCAGAAUCGCAUCCAAAACAUCAUCUAGGAUUUGUGUCCCCGAGAGUCCUCCAGGAAUUUCAGCAUGCGACUGGAAGAAGUCGGAAGGCUUCAACAUUCAUUUGAACAAAUCCAUGACGGGGCCUGCUUGCUUGCAAGCCACCAAGAUGACAUGGAUGUAGAUAAUAAUAGUAUGAAAUGUAUGGGCUGUCAAGAGCCACUGGAAUCCAAAGCAAAAAUAAUCCAAAGAGCAUGGAGGGAUUACUUACAGCGCCAGGAUUCUUUGAAUGUGCAGUGCAUAGAAAAACGCAGUCCGUCCCCAUCUUCUUUGUCUUCAGAUAAAAUGAGCAGUUCUAUCAGUAUGAACACCUUUUCGGAUGGCAGCACUCCUGAUUACAGAGAGGAUGGCAUGGAUUUAGGAAGUGAUGCUUGUAGCCGUUCGAGUUCAGAAUCAAGCUCCAAUAAAGUGACCCCCUGCUCGGACUGUAAAUCUUCCCCCAGUCUGGAUCUGGCUGCUUUGGAGGAUUAUGAGGAGGAGGACUUUAUGGUGGACAAGGUGAGCGAUGAGUGGGAGGAUGAAGAUGAGGAAGAAGAGGUUAGUGCUGAUGAUGGCUUUCCUAAGGACAAUUGUUUUGUGACGGGCAGAAGUUUAGCAGAGGAGUUUGAGGACAUUAAAGGUGGGGAUUUGUCUAUCACUAAUGGCAACCCUUCUCAUCGGCACAAAUUAAACGGGAACUUAGUCACUGGGAAACCCCCAACUAAAGCAAAGCACAGCCCUCCAAAGCCGCAGAAUACUUUGAGCAGGGCACCUCCAGUGAACUCAUUUAGUGCUUCAGCUGCCAUCAUGAGGGAUGAACCUCAACUCCCUACUAUGGACUGGGAAGCCUUGGAGAAGCACCUUGCAGGACUACAGUUUCAGGAACAGGAGUCCCGGAAACAGAGACAGGCCAGAUCCAAUUACACAUCUGCGCAGAAGAAUGAAAGAGAAUCUAUCAGGCAAAAAUUGGCGCUUGGGAGUUUUUUCGAUGAUGGCCCUGGCAUCUACACUAGUUGUAGCAAAAGCGGGAAGCCCAGUCUGUCUUCCAGGCUUCAAAGUGGGAUGAAUUUGCAGAUCUGUUUUGUAAAUGAUAGUGGGAGUGACAAGGACAGUGAUGCAGAUGACAGCAAAACUGAAACAAGCCUCGACACCCCGUUAUCUCCAAUGAGCAAGCAGAGUUCUUCAUACUCAGACCGGGACACUACUGAGGAGGAGUCCGAAUCCUUUGAAGACAUGGAUUUUAUCUCCAGGCAGAAGAAACUGCAAGCAGAAGCAAAGAUGGCUCUGGCUAUGGUGAAACCAAUGGCUAAGAUGCAGGUGGAGGUAGAGAAACAAAACAGAAAAAAGUCCCCUGUUGCGGAUCUAUUGCCGCAUAUGCCUCACAUUAGCGAAUGCCUAAUGAAGAGAAGCCUAAAGCCUACUGAUCUAAGAGACAUGACGAUUGGACAGCUACAGGUGAUUGUGAACGACCUUCACUCUCAAAUUGAAAGCUUGAAUGAAGAACUGGUUCAACUUCUUCUGAUUCGGGAUGAAUUGCACAUGGAACAAGAUGCAAUGCUUGUAGAUAUUGAAGACUUGACUAGACAUGCUGAAAGUCAGCAGAAGCACAUGGCAGAAAAGAUGCCUACAAAAUAAAGCAAAAAGCCAUUGAACAUUAGGAACAAGCUAAACUUUUAUUUUGCUAUUGUGGUUGUCAAAAUGCUGAUGCUAAAGAUGAUACACAAGGAAAAUCAGUGUUAGUCUUUGAUGUCUGAAGCUUUUUGUCCAGUGAUUUGGCCUCUGCUUCCUAAUUUAUUUUAACUUUUUACUUGUGCCACUCACUACCAGGCAUUUUAUUAAGAAACUAUAUAUGUACAGUACUUAUGCCAUUACAGAUUAUGAGAGAAAGAGAGAUAUAAUAGUUUAAAAUGUAUUUAUUUUUUUCAUUUGGAAAGUUUUAAGUUGAUCAGUAUUUUAUCUAUGAUAACUACCUUUUAUUCGUCACUGUAGUUCUCAAAACACAAAUGUUAUUGACGGUGCUAAAAGUCAACAACUACAUGCCUGCCUCAUCGUAAAGUUGUAGCUUUCUGUAUCUUGUAUAAUUCAGUUCAGUUCUCAACAUUUUGUGAAUGUUGAUUAUCUGACUUCCAUUUUUAGAUGUGCUAUUAUAAUAUUCAAUUGGAUUGAAAAGAAAGGUCACCUUCAAAAGUUUUAUGUAUAAAUAUGUAAAAUAAACUUUAAACAUUUGUUUUGUA